Molecule: messenger RNA, 789 nt
Organism: Gigantopelta aegis
Lineage: Eukaryota; Metazoa; Mollusca; Gastropoda; Neomphalida; Peltospiridae
Product: L-threonine 3-dehydrogenase, mitochondrial-like
Exons: 5
Coding region: 1-789 (262 amino acids)
Biological process (GO): L-threonine catabolic process
Molecular function (GO): L-threonine 3-dehydrogenase activity
Source: RefSeq, a predicted model, not a curated record
AUGUCUUUGCAGAGAACUUUGUCAUUGAUAGCAAGAAAUAUACCAGUAGUAUCACGUCUAUCCUACAGUACUAUUAAUGGAGGACGUCUCGAGAAAAGAUGGUAUAGCACUAACACUGGUAAUCCACGUAUAUUGAUCACUGGAGGUUUGGGACAACUUGGUAGUGGACUAGCUCGUGUAAUGAGAUCACGUUAUGGUAACGAUAAUGUAAUAUUGUCAGACAUCAAGAAACCUACAGAAGCCAUAUUGUCUGAAGGUCCUUAUUUAUAUGCUGAUGUACUAGAUCUAAAGCACUUACAUUCUAUUGUCGUCAAUUAUGGUAUUGAUUGGGUCGUCCAUUUCUCUGCCCUACUUUCAGCCGUAGGAGAGGCUAACCCACCCAAAGCUCUCCAGGUCAAUGUGAUGGUUUUUCAUAAUAUUGUACAACUUUGUAGUUCUCAUAAUUUACGUCUUUUCUGUCCGAGUACUAUUGGAGCUUUUGGACCUGAUUCUCCAAAGAUGUUGUGUCCUGAUUUGACAAUAAUGAGACCUAAAACUGUAUAUGGUGUCUCUAAAGUACAUAUGGAAUUACUUGGAGAGGAUACUCGUCUUCCAAUGAUCUAUCUUGAUGAUUGCCUUGAUGCUGUUGUCAAAUUUAUGGAGACACCAGCUGAGAAACUUAGUCUCAGAACAUAUAACGUUGCAGCAAUUAGCUUCACUCCUGAGGAAUUAGUUGAAGAAAUGAGACGAUUUUAUCCAGACAUGAUAGUGGAAUAUAAUCCUGACCCAAAGAAACAGAGCAUAGGUUAA